UAAAAACCCGUUCCAGUGUACAAAAUGUUAUUGAGGGGCAUAAGAGGAUAUUCAAAAUUGAAGCAAAUGUGGGAAGAAAUCAAAAUUCCCGUUCCUUGGGGCCAUAUCGCGGGAAAAUGGUGGGGACCUCAGGAUAGGAGACCAAUUUUGGUUCUCCACGGGUGGCAGGACAACUGCGGAAGCUUCGAUAGACUGAUCCCGCUCCUUAAACCCGAGUUGGGUUACCUGGCGAUCGACUUUCCCGGCCACGGGUUGUCAUCAAAACUCCCGCUCGGUGUCUCCUACUACUGGUCGGACUAUAUCGUGUUUCUGCGACGAGUUGUGCAAUACUUCAACUGGCCGAAAGUGUCACUGUUGGGACACUCCAUCAGCGGCACCAUCGCUUACAAUUACGCGACCUUAUAUCCCAAAGCUGUCGACUUCCUAAUCGCAAUCGAGGGCCUAAGGCCGCUCACCGACCUCCUGAAUAUUACAGAAUUGGGCGUCAACGUGGAUCGGUUCAUCAAGUACGAUCACCUACUAAGCUUGGAUCAGGAAGGGCCGAGUUACCCCUACAACGAGUUAGAAAGGCGGCUACACGCGGACUCCGCCAAGUCCAUCUCCUUGGAGACCUGCAAGUACGUCUUGGAACGGAACAUCGCGAGAUCCACGACUAAACCCGACGAAUUCUACUUCACGCGCGACUUGCGAUUAAAACUCCUACCGUUUCUCGAAUACGCUGGGGACGUAACGAAGAUGACCGACAAGUUCACUUGCCCCACGCUUCUUUGCCUAGGAACCGUCGUAACCAAGAAAUUCGAACUUUUAACUCAAACUCACGAAUUUUACAACGUUCUCAAGAAGAUUAAUCCUAAAUUCGAAAUUCACACGGUCGAAGGUACCCAUCACGUUCAUUUAAAUAAUCCCGAGCCAGUGGCGGAAUUGAUUAAUCCGUUCAUUGAAAGGUACGAUGUGGAAGAUUGGUCGAUCUGAAAUACCUACCUGGAAAUGACUA
Molecule: messenger RNA, 994 nt
Organism: Photinus pyralis (common eastern firefly)
Lineage: Eukaryota; Metazoa; Arthropoda; Insecta; Coleoptera; Lampyridae
Product: probable serine hydrolase
Exons: 2
Coding region: 25-972 (315 amino acids)
Source: RefSeq, a predicted model, not a curated record